AUGGCUCACAGGGAACAAUUCGCUAUUUACCCAGACCUCAAAGAUAAAGUCGCUUUGGUCGUAGGAGCAGGCCAAUCCGGCGACCCAACAUCGAAAUACUGGGGUAACGGGGCUGCCAUCGCGAAAGUUCUCAGCGCAUCAGGCGCAAGAGUAAUCGCCUGUGAUUUGAACCUAGAAGCAGCACAGCGCACCGCAUCACACAUCAAGGAAAAUGGGCAUUACUGCGAAGCCGUGCAAGCCGAUGCGACCUCUCAAACUGAUAUUCGAAGACUCGUCACCGAGGUAGCAUCCAAGUAUGGCCGCAUCGACAUCCUCGUGAAUAACGUCGGCGGAACAAAAACAGGAGACCCAGCCACGAUGCCAGAGGAAGCAUGGGAUGCGCAGAUUCAGCUGAAUCUGAAAUCAGUGUUCCUAAGCUGCAAUGCUGUUCUACCCAUUAUGGAAAAACAGGGCAGCGGCGCUGUGAUCAAUAAUGCUUCUAUUGCAGGCAUGAGAUAUCUCGGCAAACCCCAAGUCGCAUAUGCAUCGGCUAAGGCAGCCGUUAUCCAUUUUUCCAAAGUGACUGGUAUAAUGUACGCUUCAAAGGGAAUUCGGGUUAAUUCAAUUGCUCCGGGGAUGGUUUAUACGCCGUUGUUGGAAAUGCUAGGCAAUAGCAAAUCGGCAGAGGAUCGCGAGAUACACAAGAAAAUCACAGAUCAUAAUAUUCCUCAAGGAAGCAUGGGAGAUGCUUUUGAUGUGGCUAAUUGUGUGGCGUUUCUUGCGAGCCAUUCUGCUCGUUAUAUUAUUGGUCAGAAUCUGGCUAUUGAUGGGGGGGUUGACUGA
This is a messenger RNA of Penicillium waksmanii, 822 nucleotides long. Its product is annotated as SDR family NAD(P)-dependent oxidoreductase. Gene Ontology annotation, molecular function: oxidoreductase activity, acting on the CH-OH group of donors, NAD or NADP as acceptor. The transcript has 2 exons. Lineage: Eukaryota; Fungi; Ascomycota; Eurotiomycetes; Eurotiales; Aspergillaceae. The coding region runs from base 1 to 822 and encodes 273 amino acids. The record is from RefSeq and is a predicted model, not a curated record.